Molecule: messenger RNA, 4592 nt
Organism: Tympanuchus pallidicinctus (lesser prairie-chicken)
Lineage: Eukaryota; Metazoa; Chordata; Aves; Galliformes; Phasianidae
Gene: ACVR1C
Product: activin A receptor type 1C
Exons: 8
Coding region: 62-1399 (445 amino acids)
Biological process (GO): activin receptor signaling pathway; cellular response to growth factor stimulus; protein phosphorylation
Cellular component (GO): plasma membrane; activin receptor complex
Molecular function (GO): activin receptor activity, type I; ATP binding
Source: RefSeq, a predicted model, not a curated record
CCAGCUGUGCGAGCACACCAACUUCACCUGCCAGACGGAGGGAGCGUGCUGGGCCUCGGUCAUGCUGACCAACGGCAAGGAGGAGGUGAUCAAAUCCUGCGUGUCCCUGCCGGAGCUCAACGCUCAGGUCUUCUGCCACAGCUCCAAGAACAUCACCAAGACCGAGUGCUGCUACACCGACUUCUGCAACAACAUCACCCUCCGCCUGCCCGUAGCCUCCGAGUCCCCCGGUCGUGCUGCCGUGGGUCCCGUGGUGCUGGCAGCCACAGUGGCCGUGCCCAUCUGCGUCCUGUCCCUCGUGGCAGUGCUGGCUGCCUGCAGCUGCCAGGGCCGGCGCUGCGCCCGCGGCAGGACGAAGCCGCCCAACGUGGAGGAGCCGCUCUCCGAGUGCAACCUGGUCAGCGCGGGCAAGACGCUCAAGGACCUCAUUUAUGACAUGACGACGUCUGGCUCCGGCUCUGGCUUACCUCUGCUCGUACAGAGAACCAUUGCGAGGACCAUCGUUCUGCAGGAGAUCGUAGGGAAGGGGCGCUUCGGAGAAGUGUGGCGUGGGAAGUGGUGCGGGGAGGACGUGGCUGUGAAAAUCUUCUCCUCGAGAGACGAGCGGUCCUGGUUCCGGGAGGCAGAGAUUUAUCAGACGGUUAUGCUGAGACAUGAGAACAUCCUGGGCUUUAUUGCUGCUGAUAACAAGGACAACGGGACCUGGACCCAGCUGUGGCUCGUCUCCGAGUACCACGAGCAGGGCUCCCUGUUUGACUACCUGAACAGGGGCACGGUGACGGCAGAGGGCAUGGUGAGGCUGGCACUGUCCAUCGCCAGCGGCCUGGCACACCUGCACAUGGAGAUCGUGGGCACGCAGGGCAAACCGGCGAUCGCUCACAGGGACCUGAAGUCCAAGAACAUCCUGGUGAAGAGGAACGAGAGCUGUGCCAUCGCAGACCUGGGGCUGGCAGUGAAGCACGACUCCGUGCUCAACACCAUCGACAUCCCCCAGAACCCGCGGGUGGGGACGAGGAGGUACAUGGCUCCAGAGAUACUGGAUGACGCGAUGAACACCAACAUCUUUGAGUCCUUCAAGCGUGCAGACAUCUACUCUCUUGGGUUGGUGUACUGGGAGAUAGCACGGAGGUGCUGUGUUGGAGGGAUCACUGAGGAGUACCAGCUGCCUUACUACGACGUCGUGCCUUCUGAUCCCUCGAUAGAAGAUAUGAGAAGGGUGGUUUGUGAGCAGAAGCUCCGACCAAAUAUUCCAAACCAGUGGCAAAGCUGUGAGGCACUGCGGGUGAUGGGCCGGAUCAUGCGGGAGUGCUGGUACGCCAACGGUGCAGCACGGCUCACUGCUCUGCGCAUCAAGAAGACCAUCUCACAGCUCUGUGUGCAGGAAGACUCCAAAACCUAGCGGCUCCAGCAGGAGGAGGGCACUGCGUUCUGCUGUUCAUCUGUUGACAUGUGAUAUUAUUUUUCUUUUUGGUCUACCUCAUGUGACGCAGGUCGGUAUUUAAGUGCCCAGAACAGAGUGCUGCCAUCUGGCUUCAUAGCUGGCUACUGGAAGGGGCUCAUUUUGACCUGUAGCUCUCGCUCUGUACAGCAAGCUGCUGGUUGGGCUGCCUGAGGAAGAUGGGACGCUAGGUGAAUAGCAGGAAGGAGCUUUAAACACGUCGGUGUAAAUGUACCUUCUGCUAUUGUGCUUUCUGUCCUUGUCAAAGCCAAUGUGCUGCAAAUCGCUGGGACUGCUUAAAGCACGUCUGCAAGAGAAGGCACAGCUUCAUCCUCAAACCCAGCAAAAGACCAAAUUUCAUCAAGCUUUUUGCUGCUUCGACGCAGGGAUCUGAGAAGGGGCUGUCAGUAAAAUGCAUUUUUAAAUACUGUAUUUGUCUUUACCUAAGCAAAUAAGGUGAAAAAGGUUUCAAAGUGAGACAGGAGAGGUUUAGGUUGGAUAUUAGGAGGAAGUUUUUCCCCAGAGAUUGGUGAGGCACUGGCACAGGUUGCCCAAGGAGGCUGUGGAUGCCCCAUCCCUGCAGGCAUUCAAGGCCAGGCUGGAUGUGGCUCUGGGCAGCCUGGACCUGCACACAGCAGGGGUUGGAAGUGGAUGAGCACUGUGGGCCUUUGCAACCCAGGCCAUUCUAUGAUUCUAUGAAAAUUCCACUGAGCAUAAAUAUUGUGAACAAAAGCCUGUUUGUUGUUGUUGUUUGUUUUUGUUUUUGUUUUUACUUUUAUUCUUCUUGUCUCAGUUUCACACACAGUAUUAUAGUCAGGAGUUGAAGUUAUUUUGUUCUUUUCAUCUGAGCUGAGUGCAUCGAUCAAAGGCCAAUUGAUUUCUCUCUAGGAAGUAUAGUGCAAGCAAUAAUAUUCUGGUGAAUACAUAGGAAUGGAAUGGGAGAAAUUCUACUGAAGCUGAGAAUGUGUGCAUUUUUAAGCAGCUUCUUAGAAGUCUCUAAGACUUCUGUCCCACUCCGUGGCCAUCUGUUUGAGUACAGUGCCUUUGCUUGCCAGCAUUACACCUUGUGCAACAAUCUUGCUUCUGUAGGUAUUUCUAAAUCCAGGUGGUCAGAGAAGUUAAAGCCUGCGACGUCCCCAAGUAGUGAAGGUUUGCAGAAAUCUGGAGUAGCACCACAGCUCUGUGCAAGUGAGAUUUUGGCUAAUUAUGGUCCUUAUGUUCAAUAUUUGUCAUGGAACCUCUUGAGCGGGGGCUUCUCUGUGGAGGAAUGGGCUGUGUGGACGAGUGGGAUGAUCAGUAUGAUCAGUAUUCCAUGUUUCCUUCAGAUGCACAAAUGAGGAUUUUAUGGGCUCUAAUGGAUGCUAAUUGGCCCGUAAAUAGGAUGGAAUGAAACACGUCUCCUUGAAUAACUUCUGUCUGCUUCUGCUUGUGUUGAGCAGCGCAAACCUCGCCUUGUUUUGCAGUCUGUUUGCUGAAUGGUGAGAGUAUUUCUAUCAGAUUGCCAGUAGAAUUUGCCUAGCAUGCUUUCUGAGAUGUAAUCAAAGUCAUCAGAUAGAUUUUAUUCUCAUCUGCUUCUACUGCAUGAACUAUGCCAAGAGUUCAACAGAUGGUACUUCCUAAGGUGCUGCAAGUGUGUAAUCCCAAUGGUGAUACUCACAUGAGCAUCGAAGGAUUUGCAGAGCUGAGGUUCAGAGUUUGCUCCUAUUGAGAAUAACCUGAAAAAAACCCUUUGUGCUGCAAAGGAAGCAUGGAGGUGUUGGCUGCAGGGUGGGAAAAGGCCAUCUGGUAACCACUGAGAUCAGCUCCCUGAAACUGGAGAACAAUUGAUCUGGAACUGAUAGCAGUGGGCUGAGAGUCAUUUCUCCUUACUGCUUUGCUUCCUUUGUGCCACCCUGUGAGGGCACUGCGAGGUUCCCACAAGGAUCAGUCUGCUUUCCCUGCUUUUCCCUUAGCUCAGUGUUUUUUGCAGUGGGUUUUUUGCCUUUUGUUGAGAGGUGAAUACACAUCUUAACAAACUGCAGGUACACGUAAGGGAGCCAGGUGGCCGGUGUUGCUGUAUGGGGCUUUAAAAUGUUUGUAAGCUGUACCCUCCCUUUAAAAACACAACACAACAUUUGUCUUGUCACCCUUUCCCUCCAUGUAAACACCCUGUUUAAUAACAGAGGUUAUACUCAGUUAUUUCUUUGCUCCUUAGGGAGCCAUGGGCUUCUUAAGAGAGAGAUUACAAUCUCUGCUGCUAAUCUGCACUUAAAGUGCAGACUCUUCAGCUCAUGGGAUGUUUCAGGCCUGGGGAUGCUGGAUGCUGCUCAUCGCCCAGCCCUCCCAACCUAUUUAAGCCAUUAUUCUCACCUGGGGGAAUUACUUUACAUUUUUUUAAGCUUUCUAGUAGUAAAAACCUACAAUGAUGUGUGCAGAACAUGAACUGAAAGGGAAAGUUAAUUAACGAACGUUUAGCACCUCAUUUAUUUUAUGUCUCCUUAAGUCUUCCCCCAUUAAAUACCCCAUGAGAAACUCAAACUGCAAUCUCUUUUGCACUUUGCUGCUCUUAUGGUCGUUUGCACUCCACCGGACUCAUUCCCUCAGGUAACCCCACAGCAAGUCCCAUCACACACCACUUCUGUCUGUUGGAACUGGGGAGGCACUGCUCUGUGUGCCCAGAACCUUUUGUGGGCACACAGGGGAGGAAAGCAGCCAGAGGCACAGUGCAUUUCUGCAGGACAUAAGACGUGCAAUAAGCUGUAACCAAAGGCUCCGAAUGUAUUUUUGGCAUAAAUAGACCGAAUGUAUUUUGAAUGUAGCUACAACAUUUGUGUCUAAAUCUGCUGUGGUUCUUUCAGUCCCCAAAGAGAAAUGCGUCGCGUUUUGUCAACCUCAAAAACCAGCUUGGGUUGUCUGUUCUAUACAGAAGCAUUCAUACUUUAUCUGGAAGUGCUGCAAUACUUUAGAACUUAGCGAUGAAAUUCAAUCUGCACCUUGUGAGAUACCCAAUCUUGUGUGCAUUGCAGCAAGUUCAUAAAACUGUUGCUAAAGUUGCUGCUGGAUGUAAAUAAUUAGUUGAGAUGCUGUGUUUUGUAUGCGUAUUUUACAGAUCAAUAUACUCUCGGAAAGGUUGGGAAGAUUUUAAUAAACUGAGCACACUCUGCCCUUGUGUCGC